AUGCCGACCCUCACGUUCCACCUCGCCAUCCCGCUGCCGGCAGCACUGUCGCCCGGACAGGUCAUCCAGGCGAUGCACCGCUACGAGCCGCUCAUCACGCCCAACCCGUUUCUGGUCUCGUACCGCCGCCGCCCGGUCGACCUGCGCGAGAUCGUCGACGACGCCUUCUUCCGCGACGACGGCCAAGCGCUGGCUGCCUUUGAAGUCGUCGACCGCAUCGUCCUCGUGCCCGGCCUGGCCACCAAGCAGGUCGUCAUCCCUUGCGUGAUGCAGCGCUUCGAUGACGGCCUGCGCUGCCGCAGCUUCGCCGCCGGUGGCGUGCGCGUUUGGAGCACCUGGCGCGUGCAGCCGGCCGUCACCGGCGCCGAGGCCCUGGACAACGACGUAGAUGGCAGCCCGCUCCCGUCUGCUGUCGCCUAUGAGCUCGUCGAAGAGGCCCGGGUCGAGUGCAGCGUUCUCGUCAAGCCGUUUGUCGGCCGCAGCUUCCAGGCCGCGCACAUGGAUAUCCUCCGGUCGGUCGUCCGGGAGAUCAUGCAGCAACAGGCAUGA
Grosmannia clavigera kw1407 is the source of this 549-nucleotide messenger RNA. RefSeq lists its product as uncharacterized. Lineage: Eukaryota; Fungi; Ascomycota; Sordariomycetes; Ophiostomatales; Ophiostomataceae. The record is from RefSeq and is a predicted model, not a curated record. The coding region runs from base 1 to 549 and encodes 182 amino acids. The transcript has a single exon.